AGCUGAGAUACCUCUCGGUAACAGUGACCGAGCGUAGUUUAGUGCAAUCUCUACAGUUACACUUAGAAAAGAUCAUCAUGAAGCUGUUCCUGGCAGUAAUAGCGAUCGCCUUCCUGGCGGGAACAGCCAGGGCAGGCCAGUUCUUGGGCGCAUAUAAUUUAGUGCCAUCGCCGGUCGUAAUACCCCAGACGUACAACGGCAUCGGCGUUAUCCCGGGCGUCAUACAGGCCCCCCAACAACAGACCGACAUAUCUCACCCCGCAGUAGUUGAAAACGCUAUCGCCGAAUCCCAACUGCCGCCGGAACUGCUAAAUCCAUUCUACAAAAACCCCGGCGUGGCAUCCGCCCUCGCCAAGGAGUCCUGGUUCACUAACAAGGAGUUCCUAGUGCGCCACCGUGAAGCCGAGAAAAUCCCCAGACAAGAAAUUUAUAAAAUCAUCUCCAGGUUGCAGCACCGACGAUGAUAAAUCGUUGCAGUUUCUACGUUUUGACUUUUUGUGGCGGGUGAAUGGAUGGAUGUGCGUUUCGGACGAUUUAUGGAGUGACUCGGAUAUAUGUUGUGUGUGUUGUGAUGUUACUAUUUAUCAAUUUGUAAAUAUAUUAUUAAUGUUUGUUAUCAUAUUUCUUUUAAUUCUAGCACCUAUGCAGAAAUAAAUGGGUUUUUAUAAUUUGGUA
Molecule: messenger RNA, 675 nt
Organism: Anoplophora glabripennis (Asian longhorned beetle)
Lineage: Eukaryota; Metazoa; Arthropoda; Insecta; Coleoptera; Cerambycidae
Exons: 2
Coding region: 78-464 (128 amino acids)
Source: RefSeq, a predicted model, not a curated record